This is a messenger RNA of Danaus chrysippus (African queen), 705 nucleotides long. Lineage: Eukaryota; Metazoa; Arthropoda; Insecta; Lepidoptera; Nymphalidae. The record is from the annotation of a GenBank genome assembly.
UUGUCAACAGUUCACAAGCGUGCUCGCAUAACAGAGGUGUGUUCGAGUCCAUCGCCCGUUGAAGUCCCUCAGGAGACGAAAACCCCCUCACAGAGCCCGCCUCGCUCACCGGCGGACAGCGAGCUGAACGUAGAAGAGGAGCUCGAACAAUCAGAACCAUCGCUCACACCCGAGAACCUGUCUAUGAAGGAGAGGCAAGAAGUGAAAGAGGAGAAAUGGGACAAUGGAGCCAAGUACAGAAACAAACAGGAACAAACAGACUCCAGCGAGGACAGCGCGCCCUUACAGAAGUCACCCAUCGAUGUACUCAUCAAAGUAUUCCCGCGACGAAGCCGGCCAGAGAUAGAAGCGAUCCUCGCAAGAUGUAAAGGGGACGUGGUUGCGGCCAUGGAAAUGAUGGUGACCGGGCCCGAGCCUCCCUACCAUUUAACUCCUGAAUCUCCCGCCCAAUACAUGCAGUAUCAAUCCAAGUCAGCUUUCUCUCCUCUAUCCAAUCAGAGCUUCAAGUUCUCUCCUUCUAGAAGAUUCCUCACUCCUCCGUACAGCGGCACGGGCUACCUGCCUACAGUCAUCCGACCUCCUCCCGAGUAUCUCUCCUCCUUCCUCCCUCCCUCCGAGCUCAUGUACGGCCGACAGCUACAAGUUCCCUCCCCCGGAACUUCUCCCACAUCAGAUAACACCAACAACGAAGGUUUUUCCGACUAG